AUGGAAGCUGGCAAAGGCGUGAUAGACAAGAAAGGGACAAAUGACGUGGUACUCCAUAUUUCGAACACGAUUCAGGAUGCAAAGAAUUCCCAGUUGGAUUUUUCUCCAAAAGACUCAUCAUCAAAUCUUGAGCUAACAGAGUUCGAGAAUCUGAGAGUGAGAGUUCAAACAUCUCCUUCUUCUUCAGAGAUACCAAAGUCAAGCCCAGCUCCAAGUCCAAAUCCACACAAGCCUCCAAAAAUCCCAACAACAGAGUCCAUAACAAGAAGAAAAUCACUUGCAAGGUCUGAAUUUUCAAAGCCAAAAUCAAGACUGCUUAAAAAAGAGAUCAAGACCGGCCACUUGGGGAAUUCAAGCUCACCUUAUAAUGUUGCUUCACCGAAUCACACAGUUGGUGUUACUACGCCAAGAGAUAACUUGAGGUCAGCUCCAAUCACCCCAAGAACGCCCUUGAUUGGAACGCCAGGACUGGAGGAAGAUGAUGAUGAGGAGGUCUAUAGGACGGCGAGUCUUAAUUUGAGCAAAAUAAUGGGUAAGAAGUGGAAUGUAUUACCCUUGAUUGAGUUAUUUGCAUUUGUGUGCAUUAUGGGGCUGUUAAUUGCUAGCUUGACCAUUGAUAGGUUGCUGAAUUCAAAGAUUUGGAAUUUGGAAUUAUGGAAGUGGUGUGUGCUCGUAUUAGUUAUUUUCAGUGGUAGAUUGUUUACCGAGUGGUUUAUGAAUGUUUUGGUUGUCUUGAUUGAAAGGAACUUCUUGCUUAGGAAGAAGGUGCUUUAUUUUGUAUACGGGUUGAAAAGGAGUGUUCAAGCUUUUAUCUGGUUAGGUUUGGUACUGCUAGCUUGGGCUUUGUUGUUUGAUGCUGGAUUUAAACGAUCCAGGCAAACUACCAAGAUUCUGAACAAGAUUACAAGAGCUCUUGCUGGUUGUCUUAUCGGGGCCACUAUGUGGGUGGUGAAAACCUUUUUACUAAAGCUACUGGCUUCUUCUUUUCAUGUCACUAGAUUCUUUGAUAGAAUUCAGGAAUCAAUCUUUCAUCAGUAUGUUCUCAUAACUCUUUCUGGGCCUCCCGUAAUGGAGAUGGCUGAAAGCAUUCUGAGCAGUAAGACGACGGCUGGCCAGUUGAGUUUCAGGAAUACUAACAAACAGAAUGAGAAAAAAGAAGAGGUGAUUGAUGUUGAUAAGCUUAAGAAAAUGAAACAUGGGAAGGUCUCUGCUUGGACCAUGAAAGGAUUGAUUAAUGUGAUUAGUGGUUCUGGCUUAUCCACUCUCUCCAACAACCUUGACCAGAGUGAUGAGGAGGAUGGCGAGCAGAAGGAUAAAGAGAUUACUAGUGAAUGGGAAGCAAGGGCCGCUGCUUAUAAGAUUUUCAGGAACGUGGCAAAGCCUCAUGGCAAGUACAUCGACGAGGAUGACCUCUUGCGGUUCAUGAAAAAGGAAGAGGUGGAAAACGUUAUUCUACUAUUUGAAGGAGCGGCAGAAACUCGAAAGAUCAAGAGAUCAACUUUAAGAAAUUGGCUGGUGAAUGUUUAUAAUGAGCGAAAAUCACUGGCGCACUCCUUGAAUGACACAAAAACAGCCAUUGAGGAGCUGAACAAAUUGGUUUCUGUUGCUGUGUUUGUUGUGAUCAUUGUUGUGUGGUUGCUUGUGAUGGGAUAUUUAACAACCAACGUGCUUGUCUUCAUUUCAUCUCAAUUGUUACUUGUGGUAUUCAUGUUCGGCAACACUGCCAAGACCGUGUUUGAAGCUAUCAUAUUUGUGUUCGUCAUGCACCCAUUUGAUGUUGGUGAUCGAUGUGUCGUUGAUGGAGUGCAGAUGGUUGUCGAAGAGAUGAAUAUUUUAACUACGAUCUUUUUAAGAUAUGACAAUGAGAAAAUAUUCUAUCCAAACACAGUUCUUGCUACCAAACCUAUCAGCAACUUUUAUAGGAGCCCAGAAAUGAGUGAUACUGUGGAAUUCGCCGUCGAUGUAUCCACUUCAAUUGAGACUAUUGGAGCUCUGAAAGCUAGGAUAAAAAUGUACUUGGAGAGCAAGCCUCAGCACUGGCGGCCUAGUCACAGUGUUCAAGUUAAGGAGAUUGAGAAUGUAAAUAAGAUGAAAAUGGCGCUCUAUGUUAAUCACACUAUAAACUUCCAGAACACUGGAGAUAGGGGAAACCGAAGAUCUGAUCUAGUUUUAGAGAUGAAGAAGAUUUUUGAAGAGCUUGGUAGUAAAUACCAUCUUCUGCCUCAAGAAGUUCACUUCAGCUAUGUUGGGACAGGCACAGCAGCUUCAAUGGCUCCAAAUCUCGCAAGAUGA
Molecule: messenger RNA, 2292 nt
Organism: Dovyalis caffra
Lineage: Eukaryota; Viridiplantae; Streptophyta; Magnoliopsida; Malpighiales; Salicaceae
Source: the annotation of a GenBank genome assembly